This is a messenger RNA of Tribolium castaneum (red flour beetle), 1193 nucleotides long. Its product is annotated as DNA repair protein RAD51 homolog 3. Gene Ontology annotation, molecular function: crossover junction DNA endonuclease activity; ATP binding; ATP-dependent DNA damage sensor activity. Gene Ontology annotation, biological process: reciprocal meiotic recombination; meiotic DNA recombinase assembly; DNA repair. Lineage: Eukaryota; Metazoa; Arthropoda; Insecta; Coleoptera; Tenebrionidae. Gene Ontology annotation, cellular component: Rad51C-XRCC3 complex; Rad51B-Rad51C-Rad51D-XRCC2 complex; replication fork. Bases 173 to 991 code for a protein of 272 amino acids. The transcript has 4 exons. The record is from RefSeq and is a predicted model, not a curated record.
UUUUUGUGAUGUAAUAAAAUGCUUGUGUUUGAUUUGAAUUGAAAUAAAUGUGACGUAACUUGUGGUAAAUGAGUGACGUCAAGGACGCAAUGGGCACACCUUUGUUUCGGCAGCCUUGGACCGGCAGUUUGACACUUACUUAACCUCACAUUUUUGAAUCAAAUUUUUCGAAAUGAACCAACCAAUUUCGUCUCUGAAUUUGCCAGACAGCAUUAUUGGCAAACUCGCAAAUCUGGGUUUUAAUUACUGUAACGAUUUGGGCGAAAAUGUGGCCCAAAGAGCGAACAUUCCCGACUAUGGUUCGCUCAAAAGGGCCCCAAAACGGUGCACGGCUUUAGAAUUGUGUGAAAGCGAAUCGAACUGGAAGCCUGUGACUAGUUUUAUACCACAGUUGGAUUGUCUUUUGAGUAAAGAAAUUGCUUCAGGGGUUGUGACCGAACUGUGCGGGCUUCCAGGCACUGGAAGGACACAGAUUUGCUUACACUUGGCAGUUGGUGUCGCAGGGGAAGCAGUUUUUAUUCAUACUAAUAAUAAUUUAAGUGUUGAAAGGCUCAAAGAAAUAGCAGAAAAAUUUGUCCCCGAUGUUGGGGCACUUAUGCAAAAACUUUUGUGUAUCCAAGCUACGGAUUUCACCGAAUUGCGUGCAAGUGUUCAAUUUUUGAAAACUUGGUUAUCCAAUAAUCAAAUCAGAUUGUUGAUUGUUGAUAGUAUAGCAUGGCCUUUAAAACAACAACCACUUAUGGAGAGGCCACAUUUAAUUUAUAGACUUUUUCAAGAACUUCGAAUUUUAGCGAACUUACAUAACUUUGCGAUUGUUGUUACAAAUGAUUUGACGACACGUAACACAGGGGCCACAAGUUCGUCUUUUGGGGACAGUUUUUAUCAUAUUGUUAAUAACAGAAUACUGCUAUCGAGGGUAAAUAAUCGAUUUUGCGCUAAAACACUAAAAAGUGCAAAUAAAAAUUCGGAGGUGUUUUUCAAAUUUGAAUAAACUAGGGAUUUUUGAGACCAUCAUUUGACCUACUGUCGGUCUUUCAAGGAACAGGACGCUUCAUUUAAAACGUUUACUUACGAUUUAUCGUUCUAAUCAACUUCAAACUGGACGUUAGCGAUUCCAAUGAAAAAGAAAUUGCCUUUAUUUUCAUGAAUAAUCUUAAUUUGAUAUGUAACAAAAAUAAACGUGUUGUUUAGUA